GGGACUGCGAGGCCAUCAUUUGCAAGGUUCAUUUUAGAACACCAGAAACAGUACCAGCUCGAAGACAAGCAACUGGGAUACAUUGCGGGAGGAAUGUUUGCCGCCGGUUCUGAUACGACUGCAUCCGCAAUCACAAUCAUGAUGAUGGCCGCUACCAUUUACACAGAUGCACAGACUCAUGUACAAGAGGAACUUGAUGACGUCAUGGGGCGUACACAGUUACCGACAUUUGCUGAUCAGGAAAUGCUGCCGCAAGUUACCGUGUUCAUGCUCGAGAGUCUCAGGUGGAGACCUGUCACUCUUGGAGGCUUUGCGCAUCGCGCGACUAAGGACAUAAUUUGGAAUAACUACCUCAUUCCUGCAGGUGCGACUGUUAUUGGCAACCAUUGGGCUAUCGCAAAUGAUCCCAAGGUCUUCCCAGAACCACACAAAUUUAAUCCU
Messenger RNA from Suillus plorans, 441 nucleotides. RefSeq names its product cytochrome P450. Gene Ontology annotation, molecular function: monooxygenase activity; oxidoreductase activity, acting on paired donors, with incorporation or reduction of molecular oxygen; heme binding. The record is from RefSeq and is a predicted model, not a curated record. Lineage: Eukaryota; Fungi; Basidiomycota; Agaricomycetes; Boletales; Suillaceae. The annotation marks the transcript as partial. The transcript has 5 exons.